Humulus lupulus (European hop) is the source of this 4616-nucleotide messenger RNA. RefSeq names its product ATP-dependent RNA helicase DEAH13. The transcript is spliced from 13 exons. Gene Ontology annotation, cellular component: intracellular anatomical structure; nucleolus. NCBI's taxonomy places the organism in Eukaryota, Viridiplantae, Streptophyta, Magnoliopsida, Rosales, Cannabaceae. The record is from RefSeq and is a predicted model, not a curated record. Gene Ontology annotation, molecular function: RNA binding; ATP binding. The coding region runs from base 489 to 4400 and encodes 1303 amino acids. Gene Ontology annotation, biological process: maturation of SSU-rRNA from tricistronic rRNA transcript (SSU-rRNA, 5.8S rRNA, LSU-rRNA).
UAAGGGUAAUCUCCUUCUCUCACUUUCAUGGUGUUUUUCCCAAAUCAAUUUCACAGAGCCUCCUCCGGCCUCCAACUCAUCUCCUCACUCCUCCACCAUCUCUCAUUCGUUUUCUCCUUGACUCCGCCACCCUCUUUCUCACUCAGUCCGUUCCUGCAUCAUCUUCCUCACUCCGCCACCCUCUUGUACUCGUUGUCUCCCUCACUCAGUCCGUAGCACCUUCUUCUUCUUCCAAUCAAUCCAUUGCUUCCUCCGUCAAGGCAUUCACCAAAACCGAGAGGCUCAGAGCCAGAGCCACCGUCGGGUGCAUCUACCGCAGAUUGGAGAUUAUGGAAAUGGGGUUCACCGACUUAGUCUCAAACAGAUGAGACGUAGUGUUCUCUCAGCAACAGGCAGUGUCUUUGCCAGUCUACCGCAUUCAUUUUGCCGUAGCUCACUGUAGGGGCUGUCGAAUAAGUUAAAAAUCCAGGAAAAUAAUCUAUUUGGAUAUGGAGAAUAGAAGACAGUCUCGGAUGUCGUCAUGUGUACAAGAUAUGUUGAGUUUGGAAGAUAAUGAUAGCAACGCCUUGAUCUUGCAAAGCAAGAAAAAGAACAAAAGGAAGGGCAUGGGGUGUGAUGAAAUCAAGGUAAAUCCCGCUCCAAAAUUGAGCAAAUCCCAAAAAAAGAAGCUGAAGAAGUUGGAGGAAGAGAAGGAAAAAGCACUUUUGCUAUCAAAAAGUCUGGAAACUUUACAGAAAUACACAAUUCCAGAUGGUGCAUAUACUCUUCUAAAAUCAUCUAGAAACAUUGGUCAGGCUGAAACUUUCAAGAAAAAACGUAGGAUGGUAGUUGAAGUUUCCAAAGCUGGCUUCGAAGUUCCGUACAGCGUGCAACCAAUUAGAAGGGAUGAUGACAAUGUUUCUAGUGAGAGUGAACCUGAGUUGGAUGAAACUCAUUCAAAUCAGGAAUUUAGCAGGAGUGAGAUGCAGCCAGCAGUGGUAGAAAAAGGACUCCAGACUAAUAUCAAUGUUUCUUUGAGUUCCCCUCAACAUCCAGUCGACAAUGAUGAGCCUGGUUUGAGCAAUGAACCUGCAGCUGCAGCUGCAGAUUGCGGCAAAAGCGCAAGCUUAAUGGUUGACUUGGCGCAAGGUAGGUCAAUGGAGAGCACAAAAGUGGGUCCUAGUAAUACAAAACCAACUGUAGUGCACGUAUCCAGGCCAGAUGAGGUUGAGCAAAAGAGGAAGGAUCUACCAAUUGUCAUGAUGGAGCAAGAGAUAAUGGAAGCUAUUAAUGACCAUCUAACUGUCAUUAUAUGUGGAGAGACUGGGUGUGGUAAAACAACCCAAGUUCCUCAGUUUCUUUAUGAAGCUGGUUUUGGUUCAAAACAAUAUGUUGCUCAUGGUGGUACUAUUGGUGUUACUCAACCACGUCGUGUUGCUGUUCUUGCCACUGCUAAGCGAGUGGCAUAUGAACUUGGUCUAUCUUUGGGUAAACAGGUUGGGUUUCAAGUGAGGUAUGACAAGAAGAUUGGCCAUAAUUGCUCAAUCAAGUUCAUGACUGAUGGGAUCUUACUGCGAGAACUACAGAAUGAUUUUUUGUUAAGGCAUUACUCAGUCAUCGUUCUGGAUGAGGCUCAUGAGAGAAGCUUGAAUACAGACAUUCUGAUUGGAAUGCUAUCACGUGUCAUUCAAGGCCGUGAGAAAAUAUAUGCACAACAGCAAAAAUUAAUGCUGUCAGGGCAAACUAUAAGUCCUGAAAAUCAGGUUUUUCCAUUAAAAGUUGUGCUGAUGAGUGCUACUUUGCGAGUGGAGGACUUCAUUUCUGGUAAUAGGUUAUUUUGUGUUCCUCCACCUGUGAUUGAAGUUCCUACGAGGCAGUUUCCAGUCACUACACACUUCUCAAAAAGAACAGAGAUUGUGGAUUAUAUUGGCCAAGCAUACAAAAAGGUCUUGGCUAUUCACAAGAGUCUCCCUCAAGGAGGUAUAUUGGUGUUUGUCACUGGGCAGAGAGAAGUAGAGUAUUUGUGCCAAAAGCUACGUAGAGCUUCAAAGGAACUGAUUAUGAAAGCAUCUAAAGAAAAUGUUGAGCCUGGUCUAGCAGACACUGAAAUUAAAUAUAUCGGUGGAAUAAGCAUGGAAGAGAUUAAUGAUGCUUUUGAUACUCGUGGAAAUUCAACACAGGAGCAAACCGAGAUGUUUAGCUUAAAUGAUGGUGAUCAAUGCAAUAUGGAUGAGGAUGAGUUGGAUUUUUCAUAUGAAUCAGAAACAGAUAGUGACUUGGAAUUUGAUGGUGAAAAUGUAAAUUCACUGGGAGAGAAAUUAUCAGAAACUGACUCUACACUUGUAGAUGUACUGGGAGAGAAUGGAAACCUUGAUUCAUUGAAAGCUGCUUUUGAAGCUUUAGCAGGAAAGACUGCAUCAAACACUAAAUCUAAUGGGCAAAAACCUGAAUCUGUUACUCAGGAAGCUUGCUUAGAGCAAUCCAAUCCUAACAAGGUGAACACAAAUGGGGCUGGAAAUGGUUUUUGUGUUGGUGGUCUGCAUGUUCUUCCCCUGUAUGCCAUGUUGCCUGCUGCAGCACAGCUAUGUGUAUUUGAAGAUGUCAAAGAAGGCGAGAGGCUUGUUGUUGUGGCAACUAAUGUAGCUGAAACCUCUUUAACUAUUCCUGGAAUAAAGUAUGUUGUUGAUACAGGAAGAGAGAAAGUGAAAAAUUACAACUCCUCCAGUGGCAUGGAAUCAUAUGAAGUUCAGUGGAUAAGUAAGGCAUCAGCUGCUCAACGUGCAGGAAGAGCUGGAAGAACUGCUCCGGGUCAUUGUUAUCGUUUAUAUUCUUCUGCAGUGUUCAACAAUAUAUUUCAUGAGUUUUCCCUGGCUGAAAUAUUAAAAAUACCUGUUGAUGGUGUUGUCCUUCUCAUGAAAUCCAUGCGUAUUGAUAAGGUUGCCAAUUUUCCAUUCCCAACACCUCCUGAGAAGUCUGCCCUGGUUGAAGCAGAGCGUUGUUUGAAGGUUCUUGAGGCACUUGACAGUGAUGGUAAACUAACAGCUUUAGGAAGGGCCAUGGCUCGUUACCCCAUGAGUCCUCGUCACUCCAGAAUGCUCCUUACCGUCAUUCAGAUAAUAAAGAAGAAGAAAAGUGAUUCUCGUCCAAAUCUAAUUCUAGCCUAUGCAGUUGCAGCAGCUGCAGCUUUGAGCUUGUCAAAUCCCUUUGUUCUACAGUUUGAGGAGAGUCGUACUAAUAAAAGUGACUUAGAGCAGGAACCAAGUUUCGAUGCUUCAGAGAACAACAAAGUUAUAGAUAAUAAGCAAGAAAAAUCGAGGAAGAAGAAACUUAAAGAAACUUGUAAGUUGUCUCGGGAAAAAUUCUCUAAUCCUAGUAGUGAUGCGAUGUCUGUAGCCUAUGCUCUGCAGUGUUUUGAACUUGCUGAAAGCCCAACUGAAUUCUGCGAUGACUAUUGCUUACAUCUCAAAACUAUGGAGGAAAUGUCCAAGUUGAGAAAACAGUUGCUUCGGCUUGUAUUUAAUCAUAGCGGUGAUAGUGAUCUUGAGAAGGAUUUCUCAUGGAUGUACGGAACUUUAGAAGACGUAGAACAAUCCUGGGGCCAGUCAUACAAUAAGCACCCUCUUUCACUGUAUGAGGAAGAGCUCUUGGGUCAAGCCAUAUGUGCUGGUUGGGCAGAUAGAGUUGCCAAACGCUUAAGACUAAGUUCAAAGUCAUUAGAAGGCGAAGAACGAAUUCGUGCAAAUCGGUACCAGUCUUGCAUGGUUAAAGAGUCUGUGUUCCUUCACCGUUGGUCGACUGUCACUAACUCGGCCCCUGAAUUUGUAGUCUACAGUGAACUGCUACAAACAAAACGACCAUACAUGCAUGGAGUGACGAGGGUGAAAUCAGAAUGGCUUGUUGAGUAUGCUCGUUCUCAAUGCACUUUCUCUACACCCUCAGCAGAUACCAAACCUUACUACGAGCCUAGAACUGACCAAGUACUGCAUUAUCUCAUACCAACUUUCGGGCCUCAUUUAUGGGUGCUUUCGCCGUUUAGCUCCCCCAUUACUGACAGUAACCAAAGAUUUUUAGUGUUUGCUUAUGCUUUGCUUGAAGGGCAAGUGUUGCCAUGCUUAAAAUAUGUUCGUAAGUUUAUGGCAGCUCCUCCUAGUAGCAUUCUGAGGCCAGAGGCAUCAGGACAAACAAGAGUGGGGAACUUAAUUACCAAGUUAAAGAAGAGGUUCAUAGAUAGCUGUGCCAUGUUAAGUAAGGUCUGGAUUGAGAAUCCCAGAGAACUACAUUCAGAAAUCAUGGACUGGUUUCAGGACGGUUUUCGUGACAAUUUUGAAGGGCUGUGGUCACAAAUGCUUAGUGAGGUUGUUUUAGAAGCACAAGAACGUUUCCCCACCAAGAAGUCUAAGAAAGCUAAAUUAUUAAAAUGAAAAAAGAUUAAAGAAAGUUCAUGGAAGAGUCAAAAUGUACAGCGUCUUGCUUAGAAAUCUCUAAUCCCCAUUUUGUAGUUCAUUAUUUGGGAGAAGAAAAUUUUCUCUAAAGUCUUCUCCUUUGUGUAUUGGGUAGUCUUGUAAUUCCCUUGCUAUUUUUGAAAAUUGAUGUCUUAUUUCUAUAUUUAUUGGAGUAGGCAAGGAAAUUUUUUCACA